AUGGACGGGAUUAUUAUUGCAGCGGUUCCAACUACAAUCUGUGUCUCUCUGCGCAGUUCUUGUCGGAAUCGAGACAUUGCUGGAUCCAGACACUAUUUUCCUGGAAAAUCCCUGAAUCCAGUUUCAGUUCAAAUUGGGAAUUACGUUUCUCCUUCCCCAAAACGCAAUUCAUUGCUUAGAAAGCGACAUUGUGGUGAAAUUUCGCGUCGGAUCGUAAAAUCCGCCGCAUCCGCCGCUUCUUCAGUUGGAAAUGUAGAUGAGUACACUGAAGAACCGGCUACAAGUGAGAAGUUUCAGAGAUCAGUGACAUUACCGGGUUGUUCUAGUCCGCUUUCGUUGCUUGGAACUGGGUUUAGGGAGAAAAAGUUUGCGAUUAUCGGUGUCAAAGUCUAUGCAGCGGGAUUAUACGUGAAUGAAUCUAUAUUGAGCGGGUUAAGCGCUUGGAAAGGGCGAUCUGCUGAUGAGAUUCAAACAGAUUCAUCUCUGUUUGGUUCCAUUUUCCAAGCUCAAGCAGAGAAAUCGUUGCAGAUUGUUCUUGUGAGAGAUGUUGAUGGUAAAACCUUUUGGGAUGCAUUGGACGAAGCCAUUUCGCCAAGAAUAAAAUCGCCAUCUUCUGAUGAUAAAACCGCUCUCUCUACAUUCCGUGAGAUUUUUCAAAACAGACCUCUUAACAAAGGAAGUAUCAUACUCUUGACUUGGAUCAACCCUUCUAAUAUGCUUAUUUCUGUCUCGCCGGGCGGAUUGCCAACGGAUGUGAAUGCAUCGAUCGAGUCAGGUGAUGUUACAUCGGCUCUAUUCGAUGUGUUCUUUGGGGAUUCACCAGUUUCUCCUACACUGAAAUCCUCAGUAGCUAACCAAUUAGCUAUGAUCCUCAAGUAA
This is a messenger RNA of Arabis nemorensis, 879 nucleotides long. The record is from the annotation of a GenBank genome assembly. Lineage: Eukaryota; Viridiplantae; Streptophyta; Magnoliopsida; Brassicales; Brassicaceae.